AUGUCUUCUCCCGCUAAUCACAACACCCUUGCGCAAUCGAGCCCGAUGGCAUUUGAGCAUACUUCCUCCGAUGUCGAACCUGAUCACAAUAACAUCCUGAGAGAGAAAAAACUGGCUGGCCUCGAUGUCACCGAGGAAUCUAGUCCAUCUGCAAACUCCUUGCGACAUCUUCCCCCGCCCCCAGAAUGGAAAUACGCCAAGUUUUUUCCCGGUGGAUACUCCCCAAGCCGCCAAGUGCCCUUCAAGGGUCAGAACAUGUCAUGGGCAGUCAACAUUGUAGCUGGGAUCGCCAUCAUGUUUUAUGGCUUUGACCAGUGA
Molecule: messenger RNA, 318 nt
Organism: Puccinia triticina
Lineage: Eukaryota; Fungi; Basidiomycota; Pucciniomycetes; Pucciniales; Pucciniaceae
Exons: 2
Coding region: 1-318 (105 amino acids)
Source: RefSeq, a predicted model, not a curated record